Pelmatolapia mariae (spotted tilapia) is the source of this 4245-nucleotide messenger RNA. It is a transcript of the gene ect2, whose product is annotated as epithelial cell transforming 2. The coding region runs from base 303 to 2933 and encodes 876 amino acids. Gene Ontology annotation, cellular component: nucleus; cell cortex. Gene Ontology annotation, molecular function: GTPase activator activity; guanyl-nucleotide exchange factor activity. The record is from RefSeq and is a predicted model, not a curated record. NCBI's taxonomy places the organism in Eukaryota, Metazoa, Chordata, Actinopteri, Cichliformes, Cichlidae. The transcript has 24 exons. Gene Ontology annotation, biological process: mitotic cytokinesis; intracellular signal transduction; activation of GTPase activity.
AUAGUGUCGAGUAGUUAGCUGUCAACAAACUGAAGUAGUCAUUUUGGACUAUUGUUAUUUAUAAAGACCAACAUGCAUUGAUACUAGACCCGUGAUUUUACGGAGCGAUGUUACAGCUGUUUUAAAGAGCGUUUUGAACCGAAGAGGAAUUGUGACGAGUUCUUAAUUGUGUUGUUGACUUACUAGCUUGGUGGCUAGCUAGGUCAGCUAGAAAGCUUGUUAAAUAUUACUGGUUCAGCGGCCAGUUGAGAUUCAUUAGCUAGUAUUAUUUUUAGAAGGCAUCAAAACAGUCGGUUCCUGCCAUGGCUGACAGCAGCAUAUUGACUUUAGGGACAGCUCGGAGUCUGUUGGUGGAUUCUUCGGUCUAUGAUUCCAGGAUUGCUGAAACCACCAAGGAUCAUGUAUUUCUGGGCAUGGCAUGUGAAGAUGGGGAAGAUAUGCUGCCAAAAGUGGAGACACGGGUUGUUCUGGUGGGAGAAGCAGGCAGAAAUAGAGAGCUGGCCAAAGCACUGCAGGACAUCAACACCCCAUUCAUAAUGACAGAUAGCGUCCAGGAGUUUGGGGAUGGAGAGAACACUGAGUUUGAGACGGUGUUUGUUCUCACAGACUUUGAUUCUCCUGAAUACAACUACCUCUACAAACAUGAACACCGCAUUGUUGGGCCUCCUGUUGUGCUGCACUGUGCUGCGAAGGAUGAACCUCUCCAGUUUUCAUGUCGACCUCUCUACUCCACCACCAUGUUAAACCUGUCACUGUGUUUCACUGGAUUCAGGAACAAAGAGGAAAUGAAAAACUUGGUGAAUCUGGUUCAUCAUAUGGGUGGGACCAUACGGAAAGACUUUAGCACAAAGGUCACUCAUCUUGUUGCAUACUCGACUCAUGGAGAGAAAUACAGGCUGGCAGUGUGCAUGGGGACACCCAUCCUCACUCCAUCAUGGAUUCUUAGGGCCUGGGAAAGAAGAGAUGAUGUAAAUUUCCAUGCAGGCGACGAGGAGUUUCGAACCGAGUUCAAAGUGCCCCCGUUCCAGGACUGCGUUCUCAGUUUUUUGGGGUUUUCUGAGGAAGAGAAGGCCAACAUGGAAGAGAGGACUCUUAAACACGGUGGCACGUACCUCGAGGUUGGAAAUGAAAGGUGUACGCACAUGGUUGUGGAGGAAAACCUGGUAAAGGAGCUACCAUUUUCUCCCUCCAAGAACCUGUUUGUGGUCAAACAAGAGUGGUUCUGGGGAAGUAUUCAGAUGGAUGCUCGAGCUGGAGAAUCCAUGUACCUCUAUGAGAAGAAUGACAGCCCAGCUAUGAAGAAAGCAGUGUCCCUCCUUUCCCUCACCACCCCAAACAGUAACCGUAAGCGUCGACGUCUGAAGGACACAUUGGCUCAGCUCACCAAAGAAACGGAGAUCUCUCCCUUCCCUCCGCGCAAAAGACCGUCAGCAGAGCACUCGUUGUCUAUUGGUUCACUGCUGGACAUCUCUAAUACUCCAGAGACAUGCAAGGCUUUGGCAGAGAGUUCCAAGCCUUCUAAGAGUUCAACUCCGGUUCUUUCCAAGCAGUCAGCCAGGUGGCAGGUCUCCAAGGAGCUCUACCAAACUGAAAGCAACUAUGUAGACAUUUUAAGCACCAUCCUACAGCUUUUCAAGCAUCCAUUGGAAAAAGAGGGACAGGUGGGUGGACCUAUCCUGGCUCAAGAGGAGAUUAAGACAAUAUUUGGCAGCAUCCCAGACAUCUAUGAAGUUCAUACCAGAAUAAAGAAUGAUCUUGAGGAGCUCCUCACAGACUGGUCAGAAAACAGAAGCGUUGGAAACAUCAUUCUGAAAUACUCUAAAGAGCUGGUGAAGGCCUAUCCCCCCUUUGUCAACUUUUUUGAAAUGAGCAAAGAGACCAUUGUUCGGUCUGAGAAACAAAAACCACGCUUUCAUGCAUUCCUCAAGAUUAACCAGGCCAAGCCAGAAUGUGGCAGGCAGACACUGGUGGAGCUGCUCAUCAGACCAGUACAGAGACUGCCUAGCGUGGCCCUUCUUCUUAAUGACAUAAAGAAACAUACAUCGGAUGACAACCCAGACAAGAUAACACUGGAGAAAGCAAUUGAGUCUCUGAAAGAAGUCAUGACCCACAUUAAUGAGGACAAAAGGAAAACUGAAGGCCAGAAGCAAAUCUUUGAUGUUGUUUAUGAAGUUGAUGGUUGUCCUGCCAACCUGCUGUCCUCCCAUCGCAGCCUCGUUUACCGAGUAGAAACCAUUGCUCUGGGAGAUCAGCCAUGUGACCGUGGUGAAAAUGUCACACUGUUCCUCUUCAAUGACUGUCUUGAGAUUGCAAGGAAGCGACACAAGGUGAUCAAUACAUUCAAGAGUCCGCUGGGACAGACGAGACCACCGCCCCCACUGAAACACAUAGCAUUAAUGCCGCUGUCUCAGAUUCGACGAGUGCUGGACUUGCAAGACACAGAAGAGUGUGUGAAUGCAUUCGCCUUGGUGGUUCGCCCUCCGACUGAACAGGAGAACUUGUUGUUCAGCUUCCAACUGGCUGGAGAGGAAACGGUUAAAAGCGCCUGGCUGCGAACACUUUGCCGCCAUGUAGCCAACACCAUCUGCAGGGCUGAUGCGGAAGACCUUAUUCAGUGUACAGACCCAGACUCACUGCAGGUCAGCACCAAGGAUAUGGACAGCACCUUGAGCAAAGCCUCCAGGGCCAUCAAGAAAACCUCCAAAAAGGUGACAAGAGCGUUUUCUUUCACAAAGACCCCAAAGCGUGUGAUCCAGAGGGCAUUCAUGGCCAACAGUCCUUCAGAUGAGAAAAGCCAGAGGCUGAGCUGUGAAAACCGCGUCGGCAGCAGCACCACGUUGGCUGCACACCACUCACCCUCCAUGGUCCAUCUGCCUACCAUGUUUGAGAGGAAGUAUCACACAUUCAGUCGUUCAACCACCCACCUCUUCUGAAAUGCUUCUGUUUGAAGGCACCAGCAGGAGUCAUUACUAGCCUUUUCCACCUCGUUUGCCUUGACUGACACUAACAGCAAGAUUUGACCACAUAGGUCGAUUUGCAUAAAGUUAAAGCUACCUGUAAAGUACGACAAACUUGUAUUUGUCCAAACUGGUGCUUCAGGCUUACACACAUUUAGCCUAUCCAGAAGAAAUGGCUUUAAGCCAUCAUAAUGCACUGAAUGUAGGGACUUACUGAUAUUUGCCAGUAUCAGAACUGUCCUGCAGUUGUCUGUGGCUUCCUAUCUGAAAUAUGAGCAGCAGUGGGGGCAAGCUGGUCAUAAUUUUUAUGCUUUAUCCAGCUAAUAUUAGUCAUUUUGCUGCGAACUUCCAGGAAGCCAGAAUACCAUUCUUAACUUGGCAAGAUAGGGUAGUAUUGUUUUCUUUUUCUUUUCCCAAACUCACAAUGUUUGAAUUAAAACUGCAUCACUAGGGCCUAACUGGAACGGUACUGUGCCAUGUUUGUUUUUGAUAGCCACUGCUUUGGUCCAGUUUGACUUAAUUUUAAAAAAAUGAAGGACAAAUUUUUAGUUUUUCUUGACAUUUUCUGUGUGUGUCUGUGUACUAGUUACAUUUUCAGUGUUUCUGUUUCCCUAUUCAGCUUCCUGAUUUCUAAGCAACUGCUCAGUGCUGUUCGUGGUUAUAAGCAUAGACCAAGUUUCAUCAUGUUUGUAUACAUGUGGUUUAAAUGGGAAUUUAGUCCCAUCCACGUUUGUUGCUAAAUGCUAUGGUAAAGUAAAUUACAUUCAAUUUUGAAGUUAGGUUUUUUAUUUAACAGGGGAAAAUAGUUAAUCUCUUGUGUCGACUUGUUUUGCCCUUUUUUUUCUUCUUUUUUUUUUAAAUUAACUCACUUUAACUGACAUUUGUUAUUGUUUUAUUGUAGUGUUGUAGGUUUUCUUUCUCUGAAUAUAAUAAUAUUGUAAUUAACUCACCUUGUUAAUGUAAACUUAAGCUUCCAGCUUUUAUAAAGCUUCUAUUUUAACAUUUGAGAGAUUCAGUUCUACAGAUCAAAACCAUAUGUACACUUGUACCUGUUUUAAAAGCCUUUUUACACAACAUCUGUAUCUGUGCGUAUAUUUGAGAAGUGAUGCUGCCUUGGUGUACAUAUUUAUUCUUAGUACCUUUUUGUGUUUUGUUUUUUCCCUGAAUUACAUUAUUUAUGUUUGUUCUCUCGUAUUUUUAAGGCUCUUCUCACCAAGCCUAAUCAUUUCUAGUUCUUUUAUCUCAACAUUAAAUGCACUUAAAAAUGUAUGUUUUCAUUUCAUGAAAA